AUGUCUUUUUUCAGUGUUGGUUUUACCGUCAAAGGGGGACCUUUAAGUAAUAACUAUAGUUCGGCCACAGUGGAUGAACCAAAGCUUUCCCCUCACUGGGUUACGGGAUUUGCGGAUGCAGAAUCAAGCUUUAGUUUGAAAGUCUCUAAAAGUAGUACCACUCGUUCAGGUUGAAAUGUUAUACCUGAAUUUCAAAUAACGCUACAUAGCAGGGACUUACUAUUAUUAAGAAAAAUACAUACCUUUUUCGGUAUAGGUAUAGUUGGUGAACGUGAAGAUAGAAAUCAGGUAUAUUAUAGCGUUCAAUCUGCACGUGCUAUAGUUAAUGUCAUUAUACCUCAUUUUGAUAGAUAUCCUUUAAUAACUCAAAAGAGGGCGGAUUACCUUUUAUUUAAACAAGCUGUAAACUUAUUAAUACAGGGCCAAUCACGAUCUAGUUUUGAAGGAAUCCGUGAUAUUCUAAGUCUUAAGGGCUCCAUGAAUAAAGGAUUAUCUGAUACAUUAAAAUUACACUUCCCCGACAUCCUACUUUUUCCUCGUCCAGUAGUAGGUGAGCAAGGCAUCCAGGACCCUAGUUGAUUAACAGGUUUUGUAGAUGGAGAAGGUUUUUUUUAUGUUAAAUCACUAAAGAAUAAGAGAUAUUCAUCAGGCUUUAACCUUACCAUGGUUUUUUCUAUACCUCAACAUGUAAGAGAUGAGGCUUUAUUAACUAAAUUUAUUGACUACUUAGGAUGUGGUAGGAUUGAGAGGGCCCCAACCAGACCAGAGAUAGUUAAUUUUUCUGUAAGUAAAUUUAGUAAUAUUAAAGAAAAGGUGAUACCUUUUUUCCAAAGUUGUUCCUUACAUGGUAUAAAGCGUAUGGAUUACUUAGAUUUUGUUAAGGUAGCUAAGAUUGUAGAAAUUAAAGGUCAUUUAACGCCCGAAGGUAUUAAUAAGAUAAAUUCUUUAAAAUCUGGAAUGAAUAGCUCUAGAAUGUAUAAUUAA
Molecule: messenger RNA, 984 nt
Organism: Sclerotinia sclerotiorum 1980 UF-70
Lineage: Eukaryota; Fungi; Ascomycota; Leotiomycetes; Helotiales; Sclerotiniaceae
Source: the annotation of a RefSeq genome assembly